This is a messenger RNA of Rhipicephalus sanguineus (brown dog tick), 12207 nucleotides long. RefSeq lists its product as uncharacterized. Lineage: Eukaryota; Metazoa; Arthropoda; Arachnida; Ixodida; Ixodidae. Bases 522 to 1595 code for a protein of 357 amino acids. Gene Ontology annotation, biological process: G protein-coupled receptor signaling pathway. Gene Ontology annotation, cellular component: membrane. Gene Ontology annotation, molecular function: G protein-coupled receptor activity. The transcript is spliced from 3 exons. The record is from RefSeq and is a predicted model, not a curated record.
UGUUCGCUCAGCCUGCGCGGCAGCCUCGCUGCGCGCAGAGCGCCAGGCAGCGUAGACGCUUCAGUGCGCAAAUAUCGUUACGCCACGACGGAAGCCACAUGCCGAGUUCGCGAUAGCAGCGCCUCCCCGCACGCCUCCUCGUUGCAGACGCCAUAGAUGCAGCGUAAUGCUACGUUCUCGCCUAUUUUUCUUCACGCUCCGUCAGAUUUUGACAGAGGAGAUAUCGUGAGGCGCAGAUGUCUUUCGUUCUUCUUUCGUUUUAUUUUUUUUGCGCGCUGCAUAUCCUCCUUUAUAGGAGCGCGAUGAAAACAGAAAUAGUAAGCGCUGUAAAUUAAAAGUGCUUCUCUUCCUCGUCGCGAACACGUCGCCAGAACUGCGAGGACAGGAACGAGAACUACAGCCGCAUCUCUUCGUCGGGGUAAUAACCGAAAGCAUGAUUGCAGUUGACAGCACAGUCUCUCACAGCGGAGCGGCCCGCUUCGCCGCCCGGCGAUGGACGCGGCAAGCGCGGAAAGGAUAACAUGAUUCUGCGCGACGGAGCGGGCGGCCUGCCGGACCCGAUGUCGACCGCACCCAACGGCUCGGUAGCCAGCUGGACGCGCGACGAGGACCCCGGCUCGGGCCAGAACGCCGCCGUGCGGCUCACGCUGCUGUCGUGCGUGUCGGCGGCCGGCUCUCUGGGCGGUGUGUUCGUCAUCAGUGCAGUGAUUGUGAUGGAGCCGCUGCGCACGCGCGGCAACGCUUUCCUCGUGUCGUCGGCGCUGGCGCACCUGCUGGUGUCGGCGCUGCUGCUGCCGUCCACGUGCGUGGCCAUCCUGGCGGGCGUGACACGCGACCCGGGCCUGUGCCACUUCCAGUGGGCACUGCUCGUCGUCUGCCUGGUAGCGAGCCUGCUCUCGUUUGCUUGCCUGGCAGCCAGUCAGGGGCUGGCCCUGCGCUGCUCGCGCGGCGCCGUGCUUGCCGCGGCGCUGGCCAGCUGGAUCGUGGCCACCACCGUGGCACUUGGCCAGCGUGGCCUCGGACUGGGACCGACGUUUUGCGGUGGCGCGCCCAUGGCCAGCAACGUGCCGCUGCAGGCGGCCGUGGCGGCGCUGUGCAUCCUGGUGCCCGUGCUGCUCACCGUGUUGGGCUUCGGUGUGGCGCUGGCGCGCAUGCGGCGCCACGAACCCGACGGGGCGGCGCUCGAGCUGCUCAAGAGCCACGUGGCCGUGUAUCUGCUUACGCUGGCUAUGUGGGUGCCCGGCGUGGCGCUGGCCGCCGUGUCAAUCAGCCGCGAGGUCCCGCCGCACCUGGUCGACGUGGCGUGGUGGCUGGCGCUGUCGCACUCCUGCCUCUACAGCUACGUGUAUGCCGCCACGCACCGGACGUUUCGUGUGGCCUUCAACAAGCUCUUCUUCUACUGCUGCUGCAAGAGCCACGUGACCUUCUCGAGGCCCUCGCGUGAGCAGCGCAUCGGGCCGCAGGGCUCCGGCGUCGGUCUCCGGGUUCACAUUAUUCCCGCCAUGAACAUUUACUCGGCCAAAAAGGACUCUAGUCAGGCGGCCGUCAAGCACUGCGUCCAGGGAAAAGGGCUGCACUGCAGCUACGACCUCUAGCUGUGGGCCCCUCUUCCUCACAGUGUGGUGCUACGCCGCAGGUCUUCGCAGUGAAACCACUCAAAGCUCUGCUUCUCAGCUGUCGGCGCAAACGGGGACGAUAUGUGUCUGUGCUAUAUAAGUGUUUUCAGUAUUCCUAAACGUGACAUCAAAAAGCGAAUGCCGCGGAAGCAUUUGUCGUAUAAGCAUAUAUCUAACGGUCCAGACUUGUGUGUCAGUGGAAAAGUUCUGUCUUUUUUCCAUCCCCGUCCUAUUGAAUGUUGCGAAAAUUGUGUUUCACGGGUCGAGUUAUGUGUACUUUUGUCCUUGGAUGCAGGAGAAGAAGACUCGAGAAUGCCGGGGAAAAUUACGAUGAAAACGGGCGACGACCUUUUAUUGUUUUCCUAGCAUUGCAAUGUCGUGAUUAGAACAAGACACAUUCAGCGACAAUAUGUGCAUUGUUGCUUGUACAGAAAUCACAGUCACUGUCAAGACCUGCGUAAGGUCAGCUGAAGCUUUCGUCACUAGCCAUUGCAGGCAGAGCACAUAAGUCUGAACACAAUGGUCAACUGUUUCUUGUCUUGUGAAAAGAAACAGCAUGAAAGCAAUGUUGCACAACAAAAUAUGCCGCGUUGUCUUAGUUCGCACUUACUAAUGAAAGAUAUCGAAAUAUGGUUAUGACUACAUUCCCCCAUAAAGUGCGAACUCGCUUACAUCUGCAACUGUCAGAUUCAAAACACUGUUAAUGCGUUCAUUACUUCAAUUUUGGGGAGGAGCCGUAAGUCCUCAAAGCAAGGAUUUUUGUCCCAUAUCUUACUCUUUGCGUCAUUCUAGGGACGCAAAUUGUAAAGCACCUACAUUGAUAAUCUUUCUCAACUCCUUUCUCAACUGCAACAAAACACCUGAAUCGCGCUACGGCAGCGCCUUAUAGAAGUCUUAAAAAAGCGAACGAAAGAAGAAUUGUGACGAAAGAACCGAAUCAAAUAUUUAUGUAUCUCAGUUUCGUAGAUGGCUUUAUUUUUAAGAUAAACUAGUGACAGAGCAACCGCGAAGAAGCGUUGUCGUGCUCAAGCUAGACUAUUUUUGUUCGAAGUUGACGCGUCGGCGCCCUUACUCCAACUUUUGCUAUUCAAAAGAAAGCAUUUUUGUAGUUGUUGCGUACCGUUACCAGGGCAGGCGUUCGGCUUACUAAUAUUCAGCAGUGCUUUCCGUGGCGACUACCAGACAAAUGGCCUUCAGGUACAAAUGGCUGAGGCUCGCAGAUGUCUACUUUAUUGCGAGAUUUUGCAAGUCCGUUAGUCCGUUGCAUUUAAAAGAUUCCCGGAAUUUAAAAUCAUUGCCCAAGAGCCGCGACAGGCGCUCUAUUUUUGAACAAAGCGUUCCCUCUGUUCCUUUGGCCGUGACACAGUAUUGCUGCUUAGGUGUAUACUCGCAACACGCUUCGACUCAUACGUCCGCCGCGUAGACAUCGAAGCCGUUGAACACGAUUUUCGGUGACAAGCCGCAACCACAGUGCCAAACUAUUUCACCGAAUGAGUAGAUGUUUAGGCUUAGACAAAAUAAAACGUGAAUCUUAAAAAGCCCGGAAUUUCAAAGUGAACACAAGUAUAAGAGCUACAGGAAGCUUCUAAACGUACCAAGAAGAAAAAAAAAGCCAAUGAAGUGCCUGCUACUACUACAACACGCUUAGAAAGAUGGUCGGACAAGCUUCGCAUCGACAUCACUCUAUCAGUUAGCCCAUAGCUGACAAAUUCAAUAGCGAAGAGCUCGGCACAUGCAACCCUGGAGGAAAAGACAAUGCUUAGGCGAGGCUAAGAGGAAAAUGACACACGCGCACACACUGUGCUACUUUCGGUUUCCUCCAAUGUUCCGUGAUGUGCCACACCUUCCGACCCCUAACCUCUACGCCAGGGUUCUCUAACACGCGGCCCGCGGACCUCUCGCUAGAGGUCCGUCCCGCACAUUACUGUCUUCGUCCCAUUUUUUUUUCUUAAUAAGUAUGUUCAUGAGCUACACAGGCCUGACUGGUCUAAAUCAUUUUUUUCUUGGGCCCCCCCUGCGCUCACCAUGUUUUGGUUUAUAACCGUAAAACUAACUCGAUAUUUCAGAAUGGGCAUCCAGAUUUCAGUCAUUUCGGAGAUCGGUAUCGAUAUGUUGUGGAAAUCCCGGACACGGGAAAUGUCUUCUUUCACGUGGCAGCGUUAGCUGACAUUUUGGGCAAACUACCCGCCCCCUCCCGCUCCUACCUUCUUUACUGUCCGGGCUCUUCCGGGAGUAAAUUUUCGUGGCUGCGGCCCGCUAGCUGAGGUGAGUUUGAGACCUCUGCUCUACGCUGUUCUGCAGUAAAAUCUUUACGUUCAGGCUAUACACGUGCCCAAGAGACAAAAUUGCAGGUCAGGUCCCUUCCGUGUUGUUCAUAUAUAUUUCGAGCAAGAAUGUCAUUGUCGCUACGAAUAGGGGCACCGUUAUUGUACUGAACGAAAUAGGCAAAUAUUGUUUUUGUGCUGAUUGAACUUGUUGGCUUUUAGGAGAUAACAUGCACACGAACCAGCUGGUAUCACCCUAUUAUUUUGGCGACACAGUGUGCCUGUGGUCUCAUUUCGUUCCUUUCCCACCAAGAAUGCCGAUCCAAACAUAAAGAAACGCAGCCUGGACUCUCCAUUCACCCCUCCUCUCUUGAGGAAAAAAAAAUCCGCUUUCGAAGUUUCGGCAUUAAUUUGUGAACCUCAAUCGCAAGGUGAAAGUAACCGUUCUGGUUCUUUCCUAAACGUUGCUGAGGAGCGUUAUGGAAGGAGCUCAGUGCAGGCAUAAAGCAGUAAUAUUCCGCUUCUACAGUGAGUGCUGUGAAUAACCUCGACACGAGAGCCGUGCUCUAAAAUGCUUGUUGUGGCGUGUCGUCAUUGCGUGGUGUGUGGCACGCGACGUGGUUUCGAGUCUCCGGGAAAGGAAACCAUUGCAAGUAAUCGAGAACAACUUUGUUUAAAGGGACUUGCUUGGAGGGCCUAAAGAUGAAGAUGAAGGAAAGGCCUUGGAAGGCCUAGCUUCUUCAGGACGUGUGAGCGCUGCGGCGUCCUACGCAUUUGUUCAUGAUCCCGACUAGAGACUGGAGGGAUUCUACUUUUGGAGGGGGCGCUUUGUAUUAGUUCCUUCGUGCAGGGCGCACAACUUGUUUUCUCAGCAACGAUUCACCUUCACAAUUUAAGCUGAGCUGCUUUAAGCGGUUCUCUGAGACGCUACUUAAGAAGCAUACUUUGGCUUGGCUUUUUAUCGCAAGAAAAGAAUCUCCCUGCCGUUCGUUCUUAUUUUUUGAUAUUGUACUUAUACUUCACAGUGACCGUUUUUACUCAUGAGGUAGAAUGCAGUGGGCGAUCCCAAAUAACAAAAAAAAAAUCUUUUUUUGAAAGAAGGCUAAUCGAGAUAAAUAUUACGGGCUGGGCUAACGCAACGCAGCGCAGUUGAAAUCACUAGUUUUCUCUUUCUAUUUAAUAGCAGUUGUGUAGACGAAUCUCAAAUAAGGCCGCAAUUAAUGGUCACAUAGUGGGAAAAAAAAUUCUGCGCAGAAAAGAAAAGAAACACUUACGUCCGUGAGCUGCAGGCACUUGUGCCCUUGAGAUGAAUUAAUGAGGUUUUGACGUCAACCCAAGGCAGUUCUUACGAUGAUAUAGGCGUUUGAUAUUUUACAGUGUGGUCGUUAAUGGCCUAUUACACGUUUAAUUAGUCGUUUGAUAAAGAAAUAAAUAAGUACCUAGUAUAUUUAUAUCGCGAAAUGAAUUUAAAAAAAAAGCUAGUGCGUUCGCUUGACGUGCACAAGGGUGUUUUCUCGUGCCCAUAUGAAGUGUCUCUAGUCUGUCGUACAUAUCAAGUGGAAAAUGCUUCGUACACACGUUUUGAUGUCGCGAGCAACCUGUAUAAAUAGUCGACCUUAUAAUCCAGAUGAACCAGCUCGAACGGGAGUCAAAUCUGGCGCUUGUGCUCGAAAAGUGGAAAACAGUGCACUGCAAAAAGUACACUGGCACCUGUGUUCUGCCGAGAUGUCGACUUCACGUCCGUCGCAGCCUUUUUAUUUGGUAAUGUGGAGGCGUAUCCGGUAUAUAUGUCGCUCGCUUUGCAGUUAGCUUGCUCCAUCGCAUGAAGUGAAACAUGAAAUGUCCCAGUCAUUUUUUUUUUCUUCGAAAUUUCCGCUAGUAUUAUUAUUACUUUUAAAUGCUGUUUGUUUUACACGCUUUACACGCCCAAAAGGGUUGGUCUUCACAGCGACAUUAUACUUAAUAAAUGAAACUGAAAACAUACACACACCUCGAAACAAAGAAACACUUGCACACUGAAAAUUCCUCGAUGUCGAAAAGCGAUAAUUAGACGCUGAUUUCAUAUACACGUUUCCACGUAGGUAUAUUGCACGUUACAAUACAGAAACUAUUUACGGCCUGGUGCAAUGGCCGAAUUCGCGUUUAGAGCGCUUCCUGGGGAGUUCGGUGUCACUUCGUCCUCCAAACUUUUUUUUUAUUUCGUAGACAUGCAAUUGAUGCUGCAUAUAGACAUGCUGGUUGACUUCUUUGUCCUUGUCAUUAAUUCGUGAAAAGUCGCUGGACGGCGGAAGCAAGAUUAAUUUGAAAGCAAUGAGAAAUUGCAAGACGGGUAUACGCGUUACAUACAAGGUGUUUUUUUUUUGCACAAUACAGAUUUUUUAUAAGAAAUGUAUGACAGUCAGGCCUGUAGUUUUCGCAUACGAACUCUAUGUCGAGGCGGAAAUACUUUCCCACAGCUAAAGCGACGUUGAAGCGACUAAUUAACAACAACUCAAUGACUAACUUUUUUAUUUAUUGAAUUGAAGGCAUUUGUUUAUAUUAGAAAAUUUUAGUGCAUUAAAAUUCAUGGCAUACCCAUUUUAUUGCGAUUGCAAUUAUAUGGACACUCGCGGCUGAUUUUUGCCGUCGCCGUCAUGUCCCGGAUAUAUAUAUAUAUAUAUAUAUGAAAAGGCACAAAGAAAAAUAAGCAGAAGAAAAAAAUUCCGAAGCACCCGACCGGGCAUUCGAGCCAGCGACCCCUCGCGCCCCAGCGAGCUGCGUUAGGCAACUCAGCCAUGCGCCGUGCAUGCGCCGGCGAAAUAACGGCGAGCUAUUUAUACACACCAUUUACCGCUGGUGGUAAGCAAAUCUCGGCGGAGCUUGAGCGUGUUUUCUAUCACGCAACGCCCCUACAUUUUCUUUUAAUUUGAAAACUGCCCUUGAGACGCGCACGACAAAGUAGCCCCUUUCUGUACCAACUCAUGAUGUGGAAGGAAAAAAAAAACAAACAAAGAACACCGGGCACACCUUGCGUCAGAUGCCCCCGUGUGGAAGGAGACGCAAAGGGGUCACUCCACACGCCGCAGUUUAAAAGAAAAAGAAAUACCUAUGAGCGUCUGGUUCUCCACUGUCGACACUUGCAGCGCGUUGCUCAAGCACAAAGACGCAACUCUGACAGUUGUUAGUUCACGCUUGCCCUGUGCAUGCCUGUGCGUUCUUUUCGGGCUUCCUUCUUUGUGCUUCAGCGGCGCGCUGCAAGUAUCAAGCUGCUACUCGUUCUUCGUGUGACAUUCCAAUUUCUUGCUAUCGCAUUCAUUGCUUCGCCCUUGCGGCGAAACUGUGACUUUUUUUUUUUAGAAAUCACAAAAGUUGCACGAAGUUCGAGAUAUUCAGCAUCGAAUUUCGAGGGCGAAAUAGAAACUGACGGCGCCCGGCGUGCACAAAGCGCGGCGGAACACCGGAACGACACGUGACAGGGAAGUGACGAAUUUUCACUGAAGGUUCGCGGAAGCAGAAUAUGGUAAAAAAGAAAAUCGGCAAGUCUUCUGAAAUACACCAGUAGAUAGCUUAAUGUCUGAUGCGAUGGGUGGUGCUUAUCUGUUUCUUUCUUAAAAUAUAAAGAGGCGCGAAAAAAUAUUUCGCCUGUCUGCAAGAAAAAGCGCCGCAGUGACUGACCCUGAAUUUUAUGUCUGCCAGACAAAGAAAAGGUUGACGUUGUUGUUUUCUUGUGCACAGUUCGAAAGAAACGGAUUAGCACCAAACACUACGCUCAAAAGUAGGGCGAUGCGCAGGCACAGUGAGAUGACUUGCAGCCUUUCACAAAAACACGGCCAUGGCGCGACUUCGUUCAAAUUUCGUCACUCUCUUGUGACGGGUAGUUCCGGUCUGACGUAACAGAACGGUCGCGCUUCUUGCGCGCCUUGCGCAAUUAGUUUCGAUUUCACCCUUGGAAUUCGAUGACGGAUAUCUCGAACUACGCGCAACUUUUGUGAUUUCUAAAAAAUAGGCAUGCCAUAAAUUGGCAUGCACUACAACUUUGUAAUAUAAACACCUGCCCUCAAGUCAGUAAUUAAAAAGUUAAUUUGCGAGUUUUCCUUAAAUAGUUGCAACAGUGUCAAUUUAACUGCGGCAAAGUAUUUUCGCCUCAACGUGGAGCUCGUGUGCGAAAACGUGAGUCUUACUGUCAUAGGAUUUUUAUUAAAAACCUGUAUUGUCUAAAAAAACACCCUGUAUAUAAUAUACCUGCGUUUAUUAAUACCUUGUCAAACGUUGCGAGCUUUACAAGCAACGUCGGCGCGCACAUGAAAGGAGCCUCGAGAAUACGCAUUCUUCGACGCAAAUGCGCAGCGCAAGAACACUUGCUACGAAUACGCCUGUUUUUCGCCAAUCGUUAUACAUAUCGCGAAUGCAUAAUUCAAUAUAGUGCAACACUUUUUGUUGGUGAGGCUUGUACGUUUAUGCUGAGCACGGUCAAUUAGCGGUAACUUUUUUUCUUUUACUUUUCUGCACUGUGGUUCUUCCAUGUGCACCUACGUACAUAAAUGGCGUACGCGGUGCUUUAUUUCAGUGAUUACCGGUCCUCCCUCUGUCAGUAAAGAACUUUAAAUAGCAUUCCUUCUCUGCAUACUGCACUGAAAGGAGAGCCGCAAACGUUUGUGGACCGUACAUUGAAUGGACGCCCUCGUUUUGGAUUCGGCGCCCAUGCCUCGGUCCCAUGCUUAUAGUUCACCUUCAAGAAGACAGCUCCGAAAUAACAGUGCAGUUGUUCUAGGGGUGGGCCUGACGACAGAUGAGUGUCCGCAUGUCACGUUCCGGUUGCCAGAUACACACAUACAUGGCUAAGUCUCGAUCGCGGACGAAGCGGUAGCCACACAGUGAAACGGGGAAGGGCGUCGCGCAAAAACCGGUUCCCAGAUACGCCCAUAGAUGGCGUCACUGCCUCGGUCGCGGACGAAGCGGUAGCCGCAUAGUGAUCACAGAGAAUCACAAGGGGAACACAGGAGAGCCGCAACUCCGCUGUUUCAGCAGAUUUUACACUGGAUGGAACUGGGGUAAUUUUUUUUUCCACUUUCGUUUAAGAAGAAUAUCACAGUUCACUUCCAGCUGUCGGUUCUGCUCCAGUUAGGUUGGUUCUCUUAGCACGAGCUUACAAAACAAAAGCAAACAAACAAACAAAAAAAAAACACGUGCGAGCAGCAGUGUAGCGUGCGCCAGUAGAGGGAGUUCACGUCAGGCUUGGGCCCCGGAGCUUCGCCUUCGGGUCCCGGGACCCUUCCGCCUAACGCUCGCGAACACCGUCCUUGAGACCCGCACGCGACGCCCAGCGACGAGAAGCGAGGCCCCCGGUGCAUCUUGCCAUUUGGUCCAGGCAACGCCACACGCACACACACGCUCCGGCGAGGACGUAGCCGCUAAUGGCGCUACCCUGUUUCGCGCACAAACUUACACGCACGAGUUCAAGCCUCAUCGCACACUGUCCAAGCUGAGUGUCACACACACGCCGCACACAAACACACACGCAGUGAUUUAUCGCCGUCCACCAGUGCGCCUUUCGAAGACGGAAGGAAAUCUCACAUAGGUUGUGGAUUAGUUGCUUUCCUAUAAGUACGGGCAGCGUUCUCAUCGAAAGCAGUGUGCGCUUUCACAAGCGCCCCCAGUUAGAAGACUUACGAUUCCUUCCACUAAACAGAUUAUAGUAUUUAGGAAAGCGCAUAGGGAUUCAGCCUUCGCUUUAUUCGUGGGGUUCACUUGACGGGUACGGCGUCGCAAACUGUUGCUGCACCUGCCGCAACCGGCUAAUCAUUAAACUGGACUUUAACAACCCGGUUUAGCAUUGAUUUUGAUGUGGCCAGGAAGAAAAGUAUCCUUUGAGCUCACACAAUAUUUUCCUUGUUGUUGCUAUUAUUAUUAUUGCUUAAUCGACACACACACCCUACAUAGAAUAUUACUCGAUCAUUCGCACGAAAAACAUUCACUGAAAGUUGUUCACACAUUUUCACGUAGAUCGAUCCCGAACGUAAAUUUACGGUGUUCAAAGCCUAACGCUGCCCUCGCUACAGCUCGCACAGACUGUCGCUAGCUGCUGUGUUGGCCCGCCUUGACGACAGACCCCUGUCGGAACAGUCAGUGCUGGAAUGCCGACCCGAACUGUCUGCACAGCGAAAAUCAUUUAAGGCUUUACUGAACUUUUUGCGUGCCAGUGGCCUAUUGAAUAGGCUUUAGUACUGCCGAUCUACAGCUUCCUUUUGUUUAUAUCUUUUUUUUUAUCGCGCGCCUGCUCUUCUCUCCGCUGUCCUUUCCAUCUUUCUUUCCCUUUCCCCCUCCCCUUAGUGUAGGGUAGCAAACCGGAUGCUACAAUUCUGGUUAACCUCCCUGCCUUUCUCUCGUUUUAUUAUCUCUCUCUCUUCAAAGCCUAAGUGACUUUUGUGCUACACAAAACAGAUAACAGACAGUAUUACCAUAUACUAUAUAGAACAAGAACACACGAAAUUUUCGCCAAGGCUUUUCGGAGUAUCGCUGUGUUGAUGAUUCUGCAAUGUAGCCAUGUUAUGUAUAUCCACAAGCGUAUCUCAGAGACCAUAGAUCAGACGGAGACCAUGUGCGUAUUCGGGGAUGAGAAUGAAGACACUGCGGGGGAUUGAUUCUAUUGGCAGUGUACGUAGCGCAUCUAACUAUAACAUAACAGUGAAAUGACCGACAUUUCGCCGGCACCUAUAAACCAUUCACAUUUGGCGUAAAAAUAUGGACUAAUAUAAAUGAAUGAUUCAAUCCAAUGGAAAAAAAAAACAAUAUGCGACCUCCUGCCUGUCAGGCCGUAUGCGUUGUUAGCAACACCAACAACGUACUAUUUGUAGUUGUAAUGCAUGUGGCGAGUUCAGUUUUUCGAAGGCAACAAGUGAGCGGCGAAAGGCGAUCUUCGAAAAAAUGGAAAAAGAACAGACAAAAACAUGUUCGGUUGCUCACUGCUCAUCGACGUGAUAUAAAUCGACGUGAUUACUAAUAGAAAGGUUGCUAUAUGAGCUGUAAUACUGCAAAAAGAAAAAAAAAAGACAUUCGCAGAGUUCCCGUUGACCCACCCCAGCGAAGGUUCCCCAGCGCUCAGCAAAGAGCGAAAGUCUUGCAGAUUGCGAGUGAAACAUUGUACAAACACUGUCGCCAGUAUGUUGCCCAGAAACGGUUGUUGUUUGUAUACUCUGUAGCAUGUUGUCUAUAUUUUUUUGUCGACUUAUACAAGUACGCGCGUGCUCAUAUCUGUGGACGUUUCGCAUAUACAUGCUGCUCUUACAGACCGCAGUUUGUUCAGUAUACUGUAUGUAUGUACCGCUUCGCUUCGAUUGCCUUCUCCGUGAACUUUGGGUUGAUUUUGUUGCGUGGCCUAUAUGUUCGCGGAUGGGGGGGAGAAGGGGGUAUGUGUUCGUAGCAAGAAGCUCAUGCACACCACAGCAUGCGGUAAAGUGAAGUGUUUUAUUACGGGAUGAAGAGUUGGAAAAAAAAAAGGAAAUAGAAGCGCACCGGUGAACGGGAACGGUCUUUCACAUCGCUCUGCCCGUCCGGGUACGUGCCUGGAUAACUGGCCGCAAAUGCCGCGCAGGCAGAGCCCAAGUUCGAACGACUCGAUUCCGACACUUCGGUUUCAGAAGCCUCGCCACCGCCCGAUGCUUCCAGCGCCGCGGGUCUCCCUGGUUACGCCGCGCACUACGUGGCGCAAACAGAGUCGACAGGCAUUUCGAAACUCACGUCGUAGAGCUUGACUGCGUUUGCGUGUCCGCCACCGGCGGUCGUAGCUUCAGCUUUCCUGUCAUACCUUUUUAGCUUCGCGAGCUUUCACUGUGGAACUGUGAGACCACUGAUUUUGGUGGCUCCGCCGCGAAUACGGAACACAGACCGUGGGUUGUUUGGCCUGCAUUGUGACUUUUGGUGGGGAGGGGGCACUCGCCGUGCGGCCCAGGUGAAACGGGACGCGUCGUUGUGCGUCAUGGCGAAGCUUAUGUCGAGAAGCGGGCGCCAGUAUCCGAUUGACUGCCACGAGCACUUGCGAGUCGGUUGCCGGGCGUAGAAAGGAUCGUCCUAUGAAAAAAAAAGUGCGGCUCCGGCAGAGACGCGCUGCUGUAAGCGCGCCCGUCUGUUGUACUCUAUACUCUACCUACAUGUGCAUUUCACGUGGCCGACCGGACGGACAGCAGAGCGACAGAAUAUUUUUCAACAGGAGGUAGUGCCCACCCAUUCGGCGGUCGACGUGCUUUUUUGUCAGUGUGUUGUUACAUCUGUACGUUUUACAAGCCUUUUACGAAAUUGUGCACUGCUUGUGUGUACAUGAUAAAUAAAAACGUUGCCGGUAUCUUUGUAAA